AUGUCAAAAGCAUUCAGCGCUCCGGGUAAGGCACUUUUAGCUGGAGGAUACUUAGUAUUAGACCCCAAUUAUGGUGCAUACGUGACAGCUUUGUCAUCUCGUAUGCAUGCGGUUAUUGAAUCAAGUGAGAAUGUAACUGAGGAUUAUUCCACCUUGCAUGUGUUAUCACCCCAAUUCAAAGAAGGAGACUGGAAGUAUAGAGUGAAGGGCCAAGAAAUUGAAGAGGUUAACGGGAAAAACAAUCAAUUCUUAGAAGCUACGUUGAAGACUGUCCUAGCCUAUACGGAACCAUCGAACAAGUUCCAUUCACGAGUGACUAUAUUUUCGGACUCAGGAUACCAUUCACAGAAUAAUACGACAAAAAAGGUAUCAGGAAAUGGCAAGAGAUUGUUCUUAUUCCACGAGUUGCCGAUCACGGAUGUCCCUAAAACAGGAUUGGGAUCGUCUGCAGGAUUGGUUUCUGUCGUCACAGCUGCGUUGAUGUCGUACUUUGAACCUGGUAGCGAGAUGGCUACAGAUCGUUUACACAAUUUGGCACAGAUCGCUCAUUGCUUAGCGCAAAAAAAGAUUGGAUCUGGUUUUGAUGUAGCAGCUGCAGUAUAUGGAUCUAUCAAAUACCGUCGUUUCCAACCAAGUGUAGUGAACGACGUUCUUGCUGUUUUGGACACUGAUACAAUUCAUUUUCCUCGAGCGGUGAAAUCGGUUGUGAAGAAAGAAUGGGAAUUUGAGCACGUCAAAUGUUCAUUACCUCCAGGGGUACGAUUGCUUAUGGGAGAUAUAGAAGGCGGCUCUGAAACUCCCAAAAUGGUGGCAAAAGUUUUACAGUGGAGAAAAGAUAAUCCUAUCGAAAGUAAGCAAAUAUACGAUCACUUGAAUAAAGCCAACAAUGACUUUAUUGACGCAUUGGAGAGACUCAACAAAGUUCAGAACGAGGACGCUUUAUCCAGUCUAUCUAAAGCGCUUGGUGAAAUAAGACAUGGUUUGAAACAGAUGACAGAGAAAGCCAAAGUGCCGAUCGAGCCACCAGUACAAACACAAUUGUUGGAUCGUAUUGAUCAAUUGGAUGGUUGUUUAGGUGGAGUUGUACCAGGUGCAGGAGGGUUUGAUGCGAUAGCUGUUGUUGUGCUCGCAUCGAAAAUUGACGCCAUAAAACAGGCCACGGCAGACGCGCCUGAAGUCUACAACAAUGUGCAUUGGGUAGAUCUACAUGAAGAAGCAGAUGGAUUAAAAUUGGAGAAUGUGGAGGAUUAUGUAGGGCUUGUAUGA
Messenger RNA from Lodderomyces parapsilosis, 1266 nucleotides. RefSeq names its product phosphomevalonate kinase (gene ERG8). Gene Ontology annotation, cellular component: peroxisome. Gene Ontology annotation, molecular function: ATP binding; phosphomevalonate kinase activity. Gene Ontology annotation, biological process: ergosterol biosynthetic process; isopentenyl diphosphate biosynthetic process, mevalonate pathway. The record is from RefSeq and is a predicted model, not a curated record. The transcript has a single exon. Lineage: Eukaryota; Fungi; Ascomycota; Pichiomycetes; Serinales; Debaryomycetaceae. The coding region runs from base 1 to 1266 and encodes 421 amino acids.